AUGGAUACUGAAUUUAAUGAAACAUAUAUUACUCUUGAUGGCUAUGUAGAAUUGCAUCAAUAUAAACAUGUUUAUUUUCUUAUCAUAUUCAUAGCCUAUGUUCUAAUAAUCUGCAGUAAUUUCACCAUUGUCUGUGUUAUCUGGAUGCACAAACACCUCCAUAAGCCUAUGUACAUUUUUAUCGCUGCAUUGCUGCUUAACUCUGUUCUUUUCAGUACUGUCAUCUACCCAAAGCUCCUAACUGAUUUUUUAUCUGAAAACCAAAUAAUAUCUGAAUUGCGAUGUCGGUUUCAGGGUUUUAUGUAUUACUCUUUAGGAGGUUCAGAAUUCAUGCUGUUGGCCGUCAUGGCUUAUGAUAGGUAUGUGUGUAUUUGUAAACCUCUGCAAUAUGCAACUAUCAUGACAAAAACUAACAUUAUUGUCAGUUUGGUUUUAGCAUGGUUGAUACCUGCAGGUCAUCUGGUUGGAUCACUUGUAAUGACUAUGAACUGGAAACUCUGUAGGUUCACCUUAAAUGGAAUUUUCUGUAAUAAUGCAAUUUUCAGUCUUUUCUGUGUAAACUCAAGGGCACAGUAUAUAUUUGGUGUUAUAAUUCUAAUUAAUGUUACAUUUAUUCCUAUGCUCUUCAUCGUGUUCACAUACAUAAAGAUACUCAUAAUAUCAUUUCGAAGUAGCAAACAAGUUCAGAUGAAAGCAACACAGACCUGUUUACCACACCUGCUUGUUUUAAUCACUUUUAGCUGUUUAUGUGCAUUUGAUGUGAUAAUAAUAAGAAUAGAAUACAAUUUCCCUAAGACUGUUAAAUUAGUAUUGAUUUUACAGUUAGUUCUGUAUCAUCCUUUGUUUAAUCCAAUAAUAUAUGGACUUAAAAUGAAGGAAAUAAAAGAACUUCUGAAGAGAAUGUUCUGUCCAGCCAAACUGAAUUUAUGUAGCAAAGCGGGUGCAUAA
This is a messenger RNA of Sphaeramia orbicularis (orbiculate cardinalfish), 948 nucleotides long. Its product is annotated as olfactory receptor 4K3-like. Gene Ontology annotation, cellular component: membrane. The transcript has a single exon. The record is from RefSeq and is a predicted model, not a curated record. The coding region runs from base 1 to 948 and encodes 315 amino acids. Lineage: Eukaryota; Metazoa; Chordata; Actinopteri; Kurtiformes; Apogonidae. Gene Ontology annotation, molecular function: G protein-coupled receptor activity; olfactory receptor activity; odorant binding. Gene Ontology annotation, biological process: detection of chemical stimulus involved in sensory perception of smell; G protein-coupled receptor signaling pathway.